Coregonus clupeaformis (lake whitefish) is the source of this 2322-nucleotide messenger RNA. RefSeq names its product hes related family bHLH transcription factor with YRPW motif like (gene heyl). The record is from RefSeq and is a predicted model, not a curated record. Lineage: Eukaryota; Metazoa; Chordata; Actinopteri; Salmoniformes; Salmonidae. Gene Ontology annotation, biological process: anterior/posterior pattern specification; circulatory system development; regulation of neurogenesis. Gene Ontology annotation, molecular function: RNA polymerase II cis-regulatory region sequence-specific DNA binding; protein dimerization activity; DNA-binding transcription factor activity, RNA polymerase II-specific. The coding region runs from base 489 to 1496 and encodes 335 amino acids. The transcript has 5 exons. Gene Ontology annotation, cellular component: nucleus.
UGUGUUGUCAUUGGGUGGCUGAGAUAGAGAGAGGGAGGGAAGAGUGACCAGAGACAAAACAAGAGAGAGAGAGAGAGAGAGAGAGAGAGUUGAAGGAGUGUGGUUGGAUGCCAGUGAUUGGGUAAAGGAAGGAGUUAAGCGGUUGGUUGAUAUAACGGAGAAGUUGACAUACCGAGACGACACGAAGACAGAGGGGGAAGCACUAUUGUUCAAAGAGGUCUAGAACGAGAGAAAGAGAAAGAGAGAGCCAGAGAGAGCCAGAGAUACAGAGAGAGACAGAGAUACAGAGAGAGAGAGAGAGAGAGAGAGAAAAAACAGAGGACAUUGACUCCAUAGGGAAACCCAUUCUCUACCGCUUUAGUAGAACAGACUGACGCUGUCUGCUUCGCUCCAGACGAUCCUCCACACACUUCGCCUUUCAUCCCUCCCUCCCUCUCUCCAUCCAUCUAUCUAUCUGUCCGUCCAUCCAGUGAGGAAGAGGAGGAGAGAUGAAGAGACCUUAUGAUGACUAUAGUUCUCCAGACUCUGAUGACAUGGACGAGCUGAUCGAUGUGGGACAGGAAGACGGCUUCUGUCCAGUCACUGGGUCCAUGUCCCCAGUUAGCACCUCCCAGAUUCUGGCCCGGAAGAAGAGAAGAGGGAUCAUAGAGAAGAGACGCAGAGACAGGAUCAACCACAGCCUAUCAGAGCUUAGGAGACUGGUGCCAAGCGCUUUCGAGAAGCAGGGCUCGUCUAAGCUGGAGAAGGCAGAGAUUCUGCAGAUGACGGUGGACCACCUUAAGCUGCUGCAUGCCAUGGGGAGCAAAGGGUACUUUGAUGCGCGGGUCCUGGCGGUGGACUAUAGGACCCUGGGAUUCAGACAGUGUGUAGGGGAGGUGAUCCGGUUCCUGAGCUGUUUAGAAGGAGGGGUGGACUCCCCGGACCCUAUGGGAGCCCGCCUGGUCUCCCACCUCUCCCACUGUGCCAGCCAACUGGACCCCCUCCUCCUUCAGUCGCCCCCCACCUCCUCCACCCUCCCAUUUCCUCCCUGGCCGUGGAUCUCCUCUAUCUCCUCCUAUCACCAGAUGUCACCUGUCUCGUCUCCCCCCUCUCCCUCUUUCUCCGCGGGACGGAGGGAGCUGGCUCUCCUGGCGAGUGGGGGUUACCCGUCCAACUUAGCCGGCACCCUGCGUCUCGACCCCCUGGGGUGCCAACAGGGGUCCCUACUCGCCCCUGCCCUGGUGUCUGGGGUUCGCAGGGUGCCCUCUCUCCCCCCUCCUUCCUCCCCUGCCCUCACCCCCUCCCCCACUCACAGACUCACUCAGCAGUCCCCCGGAGCCUCACCCCUCCUCACCACCCCUUCCUCUUCCUCCUCUACCUCCUCCUCUUCCUCUGCUCCUCCACAAGUCUCCUUCAGACCUUUUGCCCCUCUGGGGUCUUCCGCGGGUCAGCGCAGUGGUACGGGUGGCUCUGCCAAGGCUCCAAAGACCUGGGGGACUGAGAUAGGAGCCUUCUGAUCCAGAACCUGUCAACAUGAUGCACCAUGUAGAGGUUGCCCAACUAAACCUACUCUUAACCACAGAUCUAGGAUCAGUUUACCUUACCCCUAAAUCUACCCCUAAGAACAGAUCUAGGAUCAGAUUACCUUAACCAUUAAAGGGAUGAAACCAUAUCUGACCCUAGAACAGCAGUUAGGGACAACUACUACCUCCCCUGUCUCUCUCUCUCUCUCUGAUGACAUUUCUAAAUGACAGGGACUCUAAAGCCAUACGAAAUGACAGACAGACUGGAAUCAAACAGGGACUGACAGAGAGACAGAUGGACAGAUGAAGAAAGCCAAGAUGGAAGACAGAGUCAUGAGAAAGAACAGAAUAUCUAAAGGACUUCCAGAGCUCUACUCAGCCUUGAGAAGGGCUGUCUGUCCUACUUGUACAGAAUGCUCUGAAUCUCAGUUUGCAUGUGGAUCUUCAUAGCAAUCCCAUGUUGUUCUCCAUUAGAAGUGGCCCAAUUGACUUGUCUAUGAACAAACGCAUGCAAGAGACUGCACUACAGAGCCAUAUAUAGUGUUCCAAAAUUCCAGAAAUCCUGGUUCGAAGGAUCCCGGUUUAUUCACUUCUGAUUCCAGGGAUCUUACAGCCGGGAUUUCUGGAAGACCUGGGAAUUUGGGGAAAGUUACCAGAAUUUUGCAACCCAAGAUAUAGAAUGGGAUCUCCGCCAAACUAGAGGGAGACACAGAUCUUCUCAAACUGUCGCUAUAAACUUAUCGUGUAUUUUUGCUGUGAUGUUUACAUUUGUAUCUUUUAAAUAAUUGACAUACUUUGAUUGAUUCUGUUUUCAUUAACA